This is a messenger RNA of Ilex paraguariensis (yerba mate), 393 nucleotides long. The record is from the annotation of a GenBank genome assembly. Lineage: Eukaryota; Viridiplantae; Streptophyta; Magnoliopsida; Aquifoliales; Aquifoliaceae.
AAACACCAUACUCCUGCGUCUUUGAUACUAACAAAAUUCUGCAAAUUUCCAACGCGAGCAAAAUUUACUGCCACUAAGCUCACCGGGUUUUGUUCACAAGGCAUUACAAUCCCACAGAGAAUGCAAGGGAAGAAGCACAUUGAAAACCAGCAAAAUUUGGCUGAUUUCUAUUCUCUAGACUGUGUUCUAACCAACAAAGGUUCAUUUAUCACAAUUCAAAAGGGCAACCUGCAAAGGAUUGUCGUAGAGGACCGCCGCGUUUCAAAGUCAAUUAACAAUACUACUGAAGAUCAACAAGGAGGGAUCAAUAUUUUGAUUUCUAGUGUUUUCACAACUAACACAGGAUCCUACAAGAUUGGUGUAUCCAACAUGAUGCACCUAGUGUUUAACUAG